This is a messenger RNA of Cyphellophora attinorum, 1518 nucleotides long. RefSeq names its product Dimethyl-sulfide monooxygenase. The record is from RefSeq and is a predicted model, not a curated record. The coding region runs from base 1 to 1518 and encodes 505 amino acids. NCBI's taxonomy places the organism in Eukaryota, Fungi, Ascomycota, Eurotiomycetes, Chaetothyriales, Cyphellophoraceae. The transcript has 2 exons. Gene Ontology annotation, molecular function: monooxygenase activity; oxidoreductase activity, acting on paired donors, with incorporation or reduction of molecular oxygen.
AUGUCAUCAGGCGAACAAGGCGCAAGGCAACCAGGCGCCGAGCCCAAUGGCUUGGCACCUAAUGGCAACCAACCAAUCAAGAAGAAACUCAUCCUCAAUGCCUUUGCCAUGAACACGCCCGGUCACUUGUCUCCUGGCCUCUGGGCUCAUCCCACGAAUAGGACCGCGGAAUACAAGAAAUUGGGCUUCUGGACCGACCUUGCACAGCUGCUCGACAAGGCAGGCUUUCACUCCCUCUUCCUCGCUGAUGUGCUGGGAUGCUAUGAUGUAUACAAAGGUCCCGCGAACCAUGGUCCUGCUCUCGGUUCCGGCGCGCAGUUCCCCAUCAACGACCCGCUCUAUCUCGUGCCCGCUAUGGCAGCCGUGACGAAGAAUCUUACCUUUGGCGUCACAGCGAGUACGACGUAUGAGCAUCCGUAUGCUCUGGCUCGCCGGUAUUCGACUGUUGAUCAUUACAGUGAAGGACGUGUGGCAUGGAACAUCGUCACGUCUUACCUUGACAGUGCAGCGCGAAACUUCGGCCUCGACACCCAAGUACCGCAUGACACCAGGUACGAAAUUGCCGAGGAGUACAUGACUGUUUUGUACAAGUUGUGGGAGGGCAGCUGGCGAGAUGAUGCGGUACUGGAGGACAAGGCAUCUGGCGUGUAUGCAGACGGCAGUCGCGUCAGACAGAUCAACCACAAAGGCAAGCACUACAACGUGCCUGGUCCACAUAUAUGUGAGCCUUCACCACAAAGGACACCGAUGCUCUUCCAGGCAGGCACAUCCAAGGCGGGACGUGCAUUUGGUGGCAAGCAUGCGGAGGUGGUCUUUGCCGGCGCACAACUGCCAGAAAAGCUGCGACCUUCCGUGGACGCACUCCGGCAGCUGGCGCAAGAACAGGGCCGGGAUCCUCAGCAUAUCAAGGUGAUCGCAAGUAUGUGCAUCAUCGUGGCCGCAACAGAUGAAGAAGCACAGGCCAAGCAUGCGGAACUGCUAUCAUGGGGAAACAAAGAGGGCGCCCUUGCGCUCUUCGGCGGCUGGACGGGGAUCGACCUGUCGACCUACACUGACGACGAGGACUUCAGAUUCGUCAAGCUCCCAGCCAUACAGUCGAUCAUUCAUGGCUGGGCAGACAACGUGCCUGGAAGCCAGGACCUGAAGUGGAACAAGGCUCGCAUCGCAGAGUAUCUCAUUCUGGGCGGAAUGAACGCCAAGAUUGUCGGAAGCCCAAAGACUGUCGCAGACGAGCUUGAGCGGUGGGUUGAGAUAGCAGACAUUGAUGGGUUCAACUGCAGCCAUGCGACCAACCCUGGGACCUUUGAGGACAUCAUCGAGUUCGUCCUGCCUGAGUUGAAGAGACGUGGGAUCUUCCGAGAGUCCAUCAAGGAAGGUGCAACUGCAAGGGAGCAGUUCUUUGGCCAGUCGAGAUUGCUGGACGAUCAUCCUGGUACGAAGUUCAGGUGGAAUAUCGGCGAGGAGACUCCGAAGUAUGACCAGAACGGUACUCAUACUUCGGAAGUCAACGGUGCUUAG